AUGUCGGCCACCGAGGACAUGCUUGUGUUGUUUCGCUCGUUCUAUCGCAGUGGCAAAGGUUUCCAGGCGCAGGUACGCGCCUUACCAGCAACCGGUUCGUUCUUGGCCUGGUCCGAGUGGUCUGCGUGCAGUGCAUCGUGUGGCGCCUGUGGCAUCAGGCAUCGUCGACGCAUAUGUGUCGGUGGUGCCUGUAUGUUAGUUUAG
Messenger RNA from Gongylonema pulchrum, 204 nucleotides. NCBI's taxonomy places the organism in Eukaryota, Metazoa, Nematoda, Chromadorea, Rhabditida, Gongylonematidae. The record is from the annotation of a GenBank genome assembly.